UGUCGAGCUUUGGGCAGCUGCUGCCUUUCUCAUCGACGCAGCUGCGGCUGUGUUUCAUGUGCGGCUGCUGGCGAUGUUUUGUUGCUCUUGCUUUCUUUUACUUUGGCCGCCUCGCACGCAAAGUUCAGAUGCUGGCGGCGAUGCUACACCCGUGGCUGCUGUCAGGCGCUCGUGUUGGAGCUGUUUGCUGCCGCGCACACACGAUAUAUGUGUGUCGAGUUGGCACCUCGCUUGCUGCGGAUUACGUGCGCGGCUGCCGUGGUUCAUAGACUCGGGAACGCACGCGCUCAGUGGCAGCGCGGCGGGCGCAUGCUAUGUCUGAUGUGGCGUGUGGCUACCAGCUUGUACCCCAAGAGGACCCCGACGACUCGACGGAUACCUUCUUCUUCACAAUGGAAGACCGCAUGGGCAUGACAGUGACCUCUGGCAGCGUGGUCAUCCAGAAGGACGACAGCAACCUCAUUGGCAUCAGCAUCGGGGGAGGCGCCCCCCUCUGCCCCUGCCUCUACGUUGUGCAGGUGUUUGACAACACGCCGGCUGCCCGAGACGGCACACUGCAGUCUGGUGAUGAGAUUGUGGGCGUCAACGGAAGUGCCGUCAAGGGCAAGACCAAGGUUGAGGUUGCCAAGAUGAUCCAGGGUGUCAAGCAGAAAGAAGUGACCAUCAACUACAACAAGCUCCACGCGGACCCCAAGCAGGGCAAGACACUCGAUAUUGUUCUGAAGAAAGCCAAGCACCGCAUCGUGGAGAACAUGAGUUCUACCACCGCAGACGCUCUGGGCCUGAGUCGGGCCAUCCUCUGCAAUGACAGCCUGGUGAAGAAGCUGGAGGAGCUGUCGAGGAACGAGCAGAUCUACAAGGGCCUCAUGGAGCACACCCACCACAUGCUCAAGGCCUUCUUCGACAUGUGCCACAUAUAUCGCAUAUUUGGUGACGUUUUUGCUGAGAUCGGAGUCCGCGAGCCCCAGCCGAGGGCCAGCGAAGCCUUUACCCGCUUUGGCGAGGCUCACCGUAGCAUCGAGAAGUAUGGCAUCAAACUGCUCAAGACCGUGCGACCCAUGCUGAGUGACCUGAACACGUACCUGAACAAGGCUGUACCGGACACCAAAUUGACCAUCAAGAAGUAUGCAGAUGCGAAGUUUGAAUACCUGUCGUACUGCUUGAAGGUCAAGGAGAUGGACGACGAAGAGUACGCCUACCAGGCGCUGCAGGAACCGCUCUACCGGGUGGAGACGGGCAACUACGAGUACCGCCUGAUCCUGCGCUGCCGUCAGGAUGCCCGUGUACGCUUCGCCAAGCUGCGCUCAGACGUGCUCGUCAAGCUCGAGCUGCUCGACCAGAAGCAUGUGCAGGACAUAGUGUUCCAGCUGCAGCGGCUGGUGUCCGCACUGUCUCAGUACCACAGCGACUGCCACGGGGUGAUGAAGGGCAGCUGCAUCUUCCCCAUCGAGGUGGACCUGUCACGCUCCACCUUCCACUACCCGGACCCUUCUGUCAGCCCCUACCAGGAUGAGGAGGAAGAGGACGAAGAAGAUGACGAACUGCUCUCGGCCGGCUCGGGACCUUCCACAGCUGACGACAAUGGCGCCAGCGCCGCCAGCUCGGCCACCUUAGUUGCCACGGCUGUCGAGCAGUCCCUGCUGCUCAACGACUAGUGGGGGCUGCUUCUGCUUGCCUCGUUCCAGAUACAGAUCUAGGAGUCACCGUCUCGGCCUGAAUGCCCCAAGCAUGCAGACUGAGCGAAUUUGAGGAGACACUUAUGACUAGUCAUUUUUGUACGCUGUUUUCAGUGCUGCCUAGUCAGACUUUCCAUCUGGAGCCUGAGGAGGUGUUGUAAAUUUUCACCACUGCUGUGAAUAUUCAUCAGGUGCAGUGAUGUCUGAUACAUUCCAUGUUGACACAGGCCCACCCACCUUCUCAUGUGUGCGGUGAACAGUCAUUCCAGCAGCAAUUAAACAUCGGCCGGGCUAACCAAGUGUUUUCCAUUACUGUUUACAUGUUUUUGAAUGGCCUGGAGUGUUGAUGCUUUCGUGUUGAAAAACCACAAAUUCCAUUAUAGUCAGCAUAUUUUCUUGGGCUCUUGGCAUUUGUGUUAAUGGAAUGCCGGGCAGAACUGUACGUUGUUUUCGUGUGUCUGUCUAGUCAUACUUCCUGAGCCGACGUGUGUGUGAAACGUGUUAAAGUGUUGACUCAAGUCUUGUAAGUGAUGAAUGAAAGAUGAUUUAUAUGCACCUGUGCAUGGCAUAUGAAAAGACGACAAUGCUACUAGCAAAAUAUAUCUUUUGUUAUGAGCACGCACAUUUAAAUUUUACCACUACAAUUGCACACUGGUCUCUAGUGGAGAAUAAACCCGGUGUCAAACCCGGUUGCAUUGCUGGGAAACACAGGGUUCAUAGCAAUCCUUGAAACUCUUGAAUAUCAGAACACUUUUUUUUAAAGGCCAUUGUGUCUCUCAAAGUAGCUUAAAAAUCACUGAAUUAUGUUUCAAGGUGGCUGAUUUUGUUUGGACAUCUGGCUGUAAAGUUUGUUCAGUAUAUAGAGCUCAAGCCAAUGCAGUACUUUUAGUGAAUUUGUGGUGGUUCACAUGUUAUGCUAUUUCUUUGUGCCUUUUUUGUUCUAGGGCUAUAGGAAAAAGGUUGUUGAAGACAAUAUAUUUUAUUUUUAAACUGUCAACUGUAAUAUUGCUGUUGGCCUUUAUACUAAUGCUUUUUCUGGGCCAAAGGUGCCUUUAAAGGCCCUUUAAUACUUUUUUUUUACAUAGACCACCAGGAACACUAGAAAUAGCACUGUGUUUGCUGUGACACAGCACCCUGUAUUUUCACAGUGCCUGCUCAAUCGCUGCACAAUGCAUGGAAGCUAGCGGUCUACAAUGGUGUCACCGUGUCACCAAGUAUUUUAUACCGGUCGUUACAGCAUGGACAACUUUUGCCAAGCACUGCUGCCAUGCCUUUGCUUCAGCAUGACGUGCACUCAGGGAAAGUUAGCGUGGCCCUAACAGUGCCCUCUAUGUGACUCCCGGUCACUGGUCAGGCAUUGAAAAACUACAGGAGGCUAUGGCUAUGGUCUUCAUCUCUAGUGGCUCAGGGCGGUAUUGGGGUUCUGCUGCUGAACAUAGUUGCAUGGAACACAGGCUCCACUGGAGCCUUAUUCCAAAGAUAGUGCAAUGCAAAAGCACUUGUAUACAUUCAGUUCAUAGGAUGUUACAGAAUGCUCAGAGCAUGAAGUGCUGCUUUUGUGACUGACAUUCCUUAGGGUUACUUGAACCGGGCCGCAAAAGCAAUGUUUUUACUAUAGACUUUUGAAUUCAAGAUCUGCAAAUUAUACUCCUCACCUUUUAACUCGACUGUUUAACGUUUCCAAGGGCACCCAAACGUAAUUAGGGGUCACUAAAGAGAAACAGCAAUAGAGUAUUCUUUGAAAACUCCUAUUUUUCUCAAUUUUGCAGUACUUGGUUGAUUAUUUUUAAAAAGUGGAGGUCAGAGUUGCAUUUUUUAAAUUUCCACUCAGAAACACUAGUGCCAGUGCGUCAGUGUGGAAUCAUGGAUUUCAAAGUAUUUUCUUCUAUUUGGGCCAUUGUUAGGCAGUAAAUGUUUGCAAAACUUAUUAAGUUCAGUCUUUGGCUUCUUUUGAGUAAAAUGUAGUCCAUCGUUACUAAUAAAUAUUUAGCUAUGCCUCAGCUAACACCAUCAAAAUUCAUGAUGUCACGGCGAGAAAGCGUUGGAACUUCAAGGCGGUGGCGCCACCUGUCUUUCUUUUUGCAGCUUUUCUGGCAUUCCAAGCUUCCUCUCACGAGAGUGCGUUUGCAAUGUAGUAGAACAGUAAUUUACACUGCUGAACCUAUUUUUCUCUUUAGGGUCUCUUCAGGCAAAACAUUUGGUACUUGAAACAAAUUCCAGUGUCUAAUUAAUAUAGAAGUCGGCUGUAGUAUGUUUUUGAGGGCAUCCCAGCUACGUUAAAUUUUAGUUUUUGUACACUUUGCGAAAAACUGUCAAUAUUGCUGGCUCAGCACUGUUCAGCUGCAAUGGAUAGGAUCUUGCCUGGAUAUAUAUUGUACACGCUGUUACACACUACUGUCUAGCUUUUCAGGUUGCUAUGCUUGGAAAAGGUUUAGCUGCUUACACAUUGCAAGUGCUGCACAGAACCUGAUCAUAGUAGUAGCUCGCACAUUGCACUUAUUUUAUUUCACCUUCCAAGUCUUUUCUUUUUUGUCCUUUUUGUGCCAGAGGUCUGUUUAAAUUUUUUCAUGCUAUUUUAUCUUGCUUUUUUUAAUAACUUUUUCAUAACAGUUGAACCUGGAUAUCACAAACCUAAUUAUAAUGAACUGUCAGAUAUAAUGAAGUAAAUCUAGACUGUUUCUAGCCAAUGUUGGCAUGGAACGAAUAUAUGCUUAAUAAUGAAUAUUGAAUAUAUUAUUCACUAUUGAAUGACAAAGGUAUUUUCGUGUGAGAUGCUACUGUUAUAACGAGGCUCUUCUGUAGUAAUCUCGUGCCCUCUUGUCUUUCGAAGUUUAUCCUUUUUUUCCUUCGUUUUCAAGCCCUUGCCAGCAUUGCCCUUUCUUGGUUGAGAGCAGGCCAACACACUCGCACUACACUCUAUUUUUUUAUGAAUUAUCUAAGACAUUGUUGUGUAAUAUUGUCGAAGCAUGUGAAGAAAUGAGACGCCUUCUGUGUGCGAUAUCAUGUUUCAUUUUCUCUGAUUUGUGGCUCCUUGCCAGUGAACUGGAACAAAAAUGGCGUAAAUGUCCGUGUGUUUGACUAGUCUUCCUGCGACAGUGUCUGUAUCCAUGCGCUUUGUGCGUCUAGCCUCAAGACAACAGAGUAAAUUUUUACACUCUUGCUUGCACCUAUGCACAUCACGUAUAAACAGAGUUGGCAUUAUUUUAUACCAAAGGUUCUUUUAAAAGAACAGUCAGGAUCUGCUAGAAUCAGCUGAAUAUUUUAUGAACGUGCUAGAUAUCUACUACGAGAAACUCCUCUAAGAAAUAGUAUCAAGCAUAGUUUCAGGUAUAUCAAAGUAUUGAAUAAAUAUAACAUUGAAUCAAACAGCUUAAAACGGCACCAAUAGGAUGCCUAGUUUUUUGUUGCCUCGCACUUGUUUACAUUAAGAAAAUGUGUUUUCAAUGUUCCUCAAGAAUGCCUUUUUAUGUAAAAAUUUAAAUGUGUGACAAAAUUUACAUCAGAGUAUUAUAUCGCAGUGGCUAAAUUAGAACAGAAGGUGCUGAAAACCAGCUUGCCAAUUUUCGUUCUCUAAGGAGACUGUUAAAACAUUCAAAUAUGAUACAAUCUUCCAAAUAAUUUUGUGAAGCAGCUUAGUCUGGUGAAAACAAUUGUUUCAGAAUCCACCAUCCUCUAGAAGCUAAAUAAGCCCUAAAUUCACUAGAACUUGCAGUAAAUUCUGUAAAGCGCCAACACUUUGGAUAAUGCACUGCUGAGCUCGGGGUCACGAUACAAUCCUGGCUACAGUGGCUGCAUUUUCAUGGCGGCGAAAUGCAAAAGCACUUGCGUACUUAAAAUUAGGUGCAUGUUAAUGAACCCUCUGUGGUCAAUAAUGGGAUCAUGAUUUAAGGCACUUAAAAUUGAUUUUUUUAAUUACUUUAGAUAAAUAACACAUAGCUAUAGGAUCUGCCUUCACAAUAAUGUCAAACACUUUACAUUAUCACACACUUUUUAUUGUGUUCUUUUUAAGCUUUUAGUGUGGGAAUUCUUUCUAGAAGAAACCUACAAAAUUUUCAAAUUUUUUUAUGUGUAUGUCGAUCGCUAGUCAUACGAGUUACUGUCCGUUGUUAAAAAUCAAUUAUAUUUAUGGUUUGACUUUUAUGUUAACACUAAAAAACUACCUAUGAAGAACUGCUCUGAAAUAGACAUUUUUGCUGAACACUAAGAUAAUUUUAAUACUUUUAUACAAAAACAAUAAUCAAGCGAAUGUAAAUGGGAAAUUAAUUAGCUUUGGACACAGGUUAAAUUCAUAUUGCCAGUUGUAAACUUAUUCUAUCGCUUAUUGAAUCUAUUCAUUGUAAAAGCAAUUAUCUAAAGUCAAGCCAUGUGCUUUUCUUCGUCAGAUUUUUCAUUCCUAAAUAAGCCAGUCAUUUUGCAGUUCUUAGAUGUUGGCAUGAUAGGCCUUUGCAGUAUUCAUGCAGUCAUUUAUUUAAAUGCCAUCAACUUCUACUCCCUGGUAAAUUGGAUCUCCUGUUUCAAUCGUUGACAUUGACUGAUAACGUAAUCUAGGAGCUGUAACAAGUUUCCUGCUUGGUACAUAGGCUUGACAAAAAUGAAGUUCUCAUUUUGAAAAGGGGCAGUGAAGGUACCUGUACACAAAAGAAAGACAAAGAAACCUGACAAGUGCUGCAGUCACAACUAUGUACCUUAAUAUACACACCUGCACAUGCUCAUGUGACGAACAUUUGCAUUUCGUAACAAACCAGGCAAGAAAAAAUGCAAAUUAAGUAAUUGAACACCACAUCACUGUCACUGCUUUCUUGAAAAUGAUAGCCCACCUUUUUGCGAGUGCUUUCUGUAUUUCUUGUCUUUUCUUUUUUAAAAUGAAACCAUUACCAAAACCUCUGGCUGUUUAUAAGUAUGGUACAUAAAUAAAUAUUGUAUUAUUGUUGUUAUGAAUAUAUUCAUAAUAUACAGCGUGAUAGAUGCCUGACUUAGCCUAUCUUUUUAUUUUGCUAAAGUAGCAUUCUGCUGUGGAGCAUGAAAUUGCGGGUGCUCUUCCCAGCUGCCAUGAUUACGUCUUGAUAAUUGGGGAAUGUGAGGACACCUGCACCAAGCAUUCAGUGUACAUUAAAUAAAUAGCUCUGGAAGUGUAAAAUCAACUCACAGCCCUGAACUAUGGUGUAUCUCAUAGCUCUGAAGACUAUCCAUUUGAAGAGUAAGGAGUUACACACCUGAGCCUAAAAUCCAGAAACGUUUCCUAGUCAUGCCUACUGCUAGUCAUUCUCGAAAAUUUAUAUGCAGCUUCAGGGUGACGUAGCGAUUCCAUUGCUAUCUGGAUCUUUUCACACCUUGUCAGUGGUCGAAGUGGUGCUCCACCCUCUAUCAACUGGAUUGCCUGGCCGUGAAUAGUGGAGGAUAAGGAAGGAAUAGAAUCGGGAGCAAAAGAAAUCCUUAUAUUGUUGCAGCCCAGGUGUGUGAUCCCGAUUUUCAUUAUUCCGCAGCAUUGGUGUCUACGAAAAUUGUGUGCGUAAACUGCACCUGGAAGGCACCGAAUGACAUGGGGCAUAUGCUGGUACUUAAAAUCUGUGUGUGUUUGGUUAAGUAGCAAUGCACGACUGCACAAGAUUCAAAGCGAUAUAACAGGUGUUCAAUGGUACUUGAAACCAAUGUGAUACUGUUCCUUGACCUGCGAUCUUUCACACUUUUGUUCUUUCCGAAAGUGAGUUUAUUGCUCACUGAUAAACACCGUAAAGCAUUGUGCGUUUUUCAAAAUUUAUUUUCACAGUUCUGCAUGUAGCUGCAUUUUCUGAUGAUGAAAAGCUGAAUUAUUACUUUAAGCGCUGUGGUUUACAGACGUAGCAACUGUGUUCUUGCUCUGAUUUCUUGAUGUGUUGACUGAACAGAAAUGAUAUGAACUCUUUCCAGAAGCAUCGUAACAUGGCAACUUGCAUGAAAAUCUUUCAUUACAUUCUACCUAGUACACUCUAUUGGCAUACAGUAGUUUGUUUGCGGUUUGUUUUUGAAGGGUAUAUAUGAGGAUUGAUAAAAUUAAAAUUUUAGUGGUUGUUUUAUGGAUUUGAUUGGCUUCCAAACAGUCAGUAGAAUCCACAAUAAGAUUCAUUAAACAGUGUCAAAUAAAGGCAACACUCAUGCUAGCCUACCUAGUUCUGAAACUUGCUGUGUUGUUGAAUGAACAUGAAUGGACUGUAUUAUAGCUUGCAAACUGUAUGUACUGCAUUAUAGCCUUUUCGAAUUGCUCUUUUCAUAUGGUUUCUGUUGUGCUAAUGUGCAAUUCAGCACCAAUGCUAGCUGUUUGUAACAAAGCAGCAGUAAAUGCUUUUCCAUUAAGUGGCGUUGUUGGGUGCUGUGAUGAAACUUUCCAUGUGUUGCACACUUUAUACAUCUUUUGAACAAUGUAAUUUGUUGCAGUGGUGAGCAGGGUAUUCUUUUGUGUUUAUCAUGGCAGGGCACUUUGUGGCCACUCUGCUCAUGCACUGCCUGAAGAGGUAAAAUAUGUUCAAAUGAAGUUUGUCGUAUCUGAUAAAUUAACGUAAAACAUUCCAAUGUCUAUGUUCUAUAUAUACUUGUGUGGUAUACCUGAUUUGAUACAUUUAUUGUGUUGACUGUGUGCAAGUGCAUUGACUUUGAAAUAAAGUGACCUUGUGUUACUGUG
This is a messenger RNA of Dermacentor silvarum, 8331 nucleotides long. It is a transcript of the gene PICK1, whose product is annotated as PRKCA-binding protein-like. Gene Ontology annotation, molecular function: protein domain specific binding; phospholipid binding; protein kinase C binding. Gene Ontology annotation, cellular component: postsynaptic density; trans-Golgi network membrane; postsynaptic early endosome. Bases 315 to 1655 code for a protein of 446 amino acids. Gene Ontology annotation, biological process: regulation of Arp2/3 complex-mediated actin nucleation; receptor clustering; intracellular protein transport. The transcript is spliced from 12 exons. NCBI's taxonomy places the organism in Eukaryota, Metazoa, Arthropoda, Arachnida, Ixodida, Ixodidae. The record is from RefSeq and is a predicted model, not a curated record.